Cicer arietinum (chickpea) is the source of this 525-nucleotide messenger RNA. RefSeq lists its product as uncharacterized. The record is from RefSeq and is a predicted model, not a curated record. Lineage: Eukaryota; Viridiplantae; Streptophyta; Magnoliopsida; Fabales; Fabaceae.
AUGGCACCAUAUGAGGCUUUGUAUGAACGCAAGUUUCAAACGCCUUUGCGUUGGUAUAAGGACGGUGAAAGUAUGAUUGUAGGAUCUGAGAUGGGGGAUCAUGUGUUUCUGAGAGUCACACCUACUACUGGAGUUCACAAAGCUAUGAAAUCGAAGAAAUUGACUCUGAAAUUCAUUAGACCACAUAAGAUUUCUGCACGAAUUGGACCUGUUGCUUAUCGAAUUGCAUUUCCUCCAAUACUGUCCAAAAUUCACGACGUAUUUCAUGUGUCGCAGUUAAGGAAAUACCUUACAGAUAUGUCACAUGUGAUCAAACUGGACACAAUUCAACUAAAGGAUAACUUGUCGUUCGAAGUAUUACCUGUAAGAAUUGAUGAUAGAAAGAUUAAACGAUUAAGGAACAAGGAUGUUUCGUUGGUCAAGGUAAUUUGGAACCCAACUACUGGAGAUGCGAGUUGGGAAUUAGAGAGCAAGAUGAGGGAACAACACCCUGAGUUGUUUAUCGAUGUGUUGUUUCGAGGAUGA